CGCGAGAGGGAGGAUAUUGAGCCCAUGCCACAAUCAGUGCCAAAGUCCACCCUCACAACAACAGUUGGGCAAGGAACUGAUGUCGCCUGCCGCUGUCGCCAAGAUCAGUCCAAGGCCGUCGUUCAAGUGUCAUUGUCCCCACACCUUGAUGAGCCAACUGAAGCAACUUGGAUGGAUUGAGGCGUCUUCCAGGGUGAAUAUGCCUGGCGGUGGCUGUUUGGAGGAUGAGGUAUACUACACCCUCUCAUUCAAUAGCCUGGGCAGCACCAAACGCCGAGGCACGUAUAUGAUCACCAUUCGCCAGGACCUCAAGACCAUAUCCAUCAAUGAUGCCAACCUCAAAUGGUUCACAACGGACUUAAGAUCGUCGCAUGCCAACACACUUGACGUGCGAUUCUCGAUUGAGUCCAAGAAGACACAUCAGAAGGACAGCGAAGUGUACCUGGAGUACAUCUCUUCGCCAGACAUCAUCCAACCUCGCCAGCACUAUGAUCCAAACACUCAGACGCCAUUCACACUCAAUCGCAAGAUCAAGGAUCUUACAUACUUGAUCCGAUCACACAGGAAGCACGUCAUACUUCAAGCUCCACAUGAUCAUCCUAUGAAGUAUUUCAAUCCUCUGGCCAAGUUCAGGGAGACCACCGAGUACACCAACGAGGGCACCCUCUACAACUCCAAGCUCGAGUUGGAGAUAUCAAUGGACAUGCCACGCGAGGAAGAACUAGUCACGUUCAUCAAUCAAUACUGGGAUCUUGGGGUAUCAUUCAUCAACAAGUUACCAACAUCCGAUUGA
Acytostelium subglobosum LB1 is the source of this 793-nucleotide messenger RNA. RefSeq lists its product as hypothetical. The record is from RefSeq and is a predicted model, not a curated record. The transcript is spliced from 2 exons. The annotation marks the transcript as partial. Lineage: Eukaryota; Evosea; Eumycetozoa; Acytosteliales; Acytosteliaceae.